Molecule: messenger RNA, 573 nt
Organism: Cokeromyces recurvatus
Lineage: Eukaryota; Fungi; Mucoromycota; Mucoromycetes; Mucorales; Mucoraceae
Product: Tetraspanin family-domain-containing protein
Exons: 2
Coding region: 1-573 (190 amino acids)
Cellular component (GO): membrane
Source: RefSeq, a predicted model, not a curated record
AUGAUGGCUACACAGUCUAAAAUACAGGAUUCCAUUCUAUAUCCUACAAACAUAUUGAAAAUGAUCACUAUACUAGGCUUAAUUUUAGUAUUUACUUCUUUAAUCGGUAUCUUGGGUGGAUAUUAUCGAGAAAAGAAAGCAAUACAUAUUUUAUAUACAACAUGUGUUAUAUUUGCAUUCAUUUAUCAAAUAUCAAUUGCUGCUAUUGUUUAUGAUCAAACAGCACAUAUUUCAAAUUGGCUUAGUGAUACUUGGAACGAAUCUACAAAAGACUAUAAAUUAUAUGCUCAAAAUAAAUUUAAUUGUUGUGGAUUCUCUUAUGUCUUGGACCAUUCAGUGGCUACACCUACUUGUCUACCUCAUCAAUUAGUUAACACGAACCAACCCUGCUAUAGGCCUCUAAAUCACUUUAUACAGACUAGAUUAACUCAUAUCUAUAUUGCUCUUUUUACUAGUUUGGCUAUCGAAUUAUUAGCUUUAUGUAAUGUAAUCAAUCUUCUUUGUACUGAAAGAAAAAGACGAGAAAUUAGUCCAGAAGAUUAUAUAAAGCAGUCUACCGGCAGACAAUUUUAA